UAAAAUUUUAAAUUUUAAAUUAGCGUGGAAGAGGGUACACGUCGAUGAAUAGUUUCUGGAAAUCCGAAUAAACACUUCGCCCUCGAGAAUCGAAUUCCCGCGCCUGUUUGCUAAAGCUACCUUUAACUGCACUUUCCAUCUCUCUCCAGUCCCAGAGUGCUCCUUAGCUGUCUCCGCCGCUUCAUCCGCCAGUCACCUCCCUCUCUCUCUCUCUCUCUCUCUCUCUCUCUAAGACAUGCUUUUGUCUUCUCUGUCUCAAUGCCUGCGUAAACCCUAAAAACCCACCUUCUGCUUUCCCCUCAUUUUCUCUCUUUCUUCUCUGCAAGCUGCGCUUUUCCCUCCACUUCUUCAUUGGGAAUUCAGAAGAAUCUCCUUAAUAAAAUGAAGAAGCGCCAUCUGGGUCCGACCUUUCUUACUCUUUUCCUCCUAUGUCUUAUCUCCCUUGCACGCUCUCAGCAGAGCGGGGAUGCCCCCAUGAUGCUUAAACUCAGGGACAGCCUCGGUGACCCGUCUAAUAUAGGGUGGUCUGGUUCUGAUCCAUGUAAGUGGAAACAUGUCUCCUGCGACGCCAGCAACCGAGUGACCCGUAUCCAAAUCGGCCAUCUGAACCUCGAGGGCACUCUUCCUCCUGAGCUGAAAAAUCUUACUGCUUUGGAGACGCUUGAGGUAAUGAGCAACAAUUUAAGGGGUUCGGUACCGAAUCUUUCUGGGUUAAGCUCGCUUCAAGUUGUCCUUUUACAUAAUAAUGGCUUCACUUCAUUUCCUUCCGAUUUCUUUGACGGGAUGACCUCUUUAACGUCUAUGAAUCUGGAUUAUAAUCCGUUUCAACCUUGGGAGAUACCUUCCAGUCUUAAAAGUGCUACGGCCUUGAAGGAUUUCUCUGCUAAUGGAGCUAAUAUAACUGGUACAAUCCCUGAAUUUUUCAACAGUGAUGUGUUUCCUGGACUGGAAAACCUGCAUUUGGCAAUGAAUUUUUUAGUGGGUGGACUGCCAUUGAAUUUUUCACGAGCAUCGUCGAUUACUUCCCUCUGGCUUAAUGGCCAAAGGAGUAACUCCGGGCUUAAUGGUACAAUUUCGGUUUUACAAAACAUGACUGGUUUGAGAGAGAUUUGGCUACAUGGGAAUCAGUUCACGGGUCCAUUACCAGAAUUUACUGGCUUUAAUGUGUUACAGAAAGUGAGUCUGAGGGAUAAUCAGUUAACGGGUAUUAUUCCAGCAUCACUAAUGAACCUCCCCACGCUUUCUGUUCUCAAUUUGACAAACAAUCUGUUUCAGGGGCCAACACCAAAAUUUCCUAGUAAAGUCAUCGUGGAUAUGGAUUCUGGUUCUAAUAGACUUUGCCUAACAACUCCUGCUGUUGCCUGCGACUAUCGUGUUAACAUUCUGUUGUCAAUUGUGAAAGACUUUAGGUAUCCUGCUAGUUUAGCUGAGAGUUGGGAAGGCAAUGACCCUUGUACACAGUGGAAAGGGAUUUCAUGUUCACCUGGAGGGAACAUUACGGUUAUCAACUUCCAGAAUAUGGGGCUCACUGGUACAAUUUCUCCAAGUUUUUCAUUGAUUCCUUCAUUGCAAAAAUUGAUUUUGUCAGGUAAUUUGAUUACUGGUACUAUACCAACCGAGCUUACAACUCUGCCUAGUCUUACUUUAUUAAACGUUGCAAACAAUAGGUUAUAUGGCAAGGUACCUAGUUUCAGGCAAGCACAAGUGAUCACUGAUGGAAACACUGAUAUUGGGUGGGAUAGUAGUAGCUUCUCCCAUCCUGGGGAACCCAAAACACCAGGCAAAGAUGGAGGACGAAGUGAUUCUGGAAUUGGUGCUAAGAAUUCUAGCAGGGGAAAGAUUGUGGGUUCUGUAAUUGGUGCUGUUUGUGGAUUAUGCAUCAUUGGGCUGGGUGUGUUUUUCAUUAGAAGUAAACAGAAAAAAUGCAGUAAGGUGCAGAGUCCAAAUAUGAUGGUUGUUCAUCCUCGCCAUUCUGGAGAUCAGGAUGCUGUGAAAGUUACUGUUGCCGAAUCAGGUGCCAGUGGCAGGUCUGAGAGCUAUACUGAUAGUGGUGGACCUAGUGACAUUCAUGCAGUUGAUACUGGGAAUAUGGUGAUUCCAAUUCAAGUUCUGAGAAAUGUGACUGAUAAUUUCAGUGAAGAGAACAUACUAGGAACGGGUGGAUUUGGGACUGUUUACAAGGGAGAACUGCAUGAUGGGACUAAAAUCACAGUAAAGAGAAUGGGAUCAGGCGUGGUGAGUGAAAAGGGUCUGAUAGAGUUCAAGUCUGAGAUUGCGGUGCUCACCAAGGUCCGACAUCGCCACUUAGUUGCACUUCUUGGAUAUUGCUUGGAUGGAAAUGAGAGACUUCUUGUUUAUGAAUAUAUGCCUCAGGGAACUCUUAGUAGACAUCUGUUUAAAUGGAGGGCCAAUGAGUUGAAACCACUUGAAUGGACUAGAAGAUUGAUCAUUGCUUUGGAUGUUGCCAGAGGUGUUGAAUAUCUACAUGGACUAGCAUAUCAAAGCUUCAUUCACAGGGAUCUGAAGCCUUCUAACAUUCUUCUUGGAAAUGAUAUGCGAGCCAAAGUUGAUGGUUUUGGUAUGGUUCGUCUUGCCCCAGAGGGGAAAGCCUCAUUUGAAACAAGACUAGCUGGAACUUUUGGGUAUCUUGCACCAGAAUAUGCCGCCACUGAACGAGUGACUACCAAGGUUGAUGUGUUUAGCUUUGGUGUGAUACUAAUGGAGAUGAUCACAGGAAGAAAAGCUCUUGAUGAGACCCAGCCUGAGGAUAGCUUGCACAUUGUUGCUUGGUUCCGUAGGAUGUACAUCAACAAGGAUACAUUCCAUGAGAUUAUUGACCCAACUAUUGAGCUUGAUGAAGAAAGCCUUGCCAGCAUUAACACAGUUGCAGAGUUGGCUGGGCACUGCACUGCAAGGGAACCAUACCAGAGGCCUGACAUGGGUCAUGUGGUGAAUGUUCUUUCAUCUCUGGUUGAGCUAUGGAAACCAGCUGAACCAGAACGUGAUUACUUGUAUGGAAUUGACCUUGAAAUGUCCUUACCUCAGGCAGUGAAGAAGUGGCAAGCAUUAGAGGGAAGCAAUUUGGAUUCUCCUCCUUCAUUUGUUACUAAUGGGGAUAAUACUCAAACCAGUAUCCCCACGAGACCAUCAGGCUUUGCAGAUUCAUUUACAUCAGUAGAUGGACGGUAAAUGAAGAAGAAAAGUUGGGGAUAUGAUGAGAUAUGCCUCUAAUCAUUGCUUCAUUUAUUCCAUCUGCUUGUUCUUACUUUGCUCAUGAUCUCCCCGCUGUUUUUUUUAUUUUUUAAUGGUUUCAUUUCUUCUGUUUCUUUCAUGUCGCCUUAAGAUCUUAUUUACAUUUAAAUCAGCGUCUCCCCAUUGUUGUACAAGAUUG
This is a messenger RNA of Manihot esculenta (cassava), 3391 nucleotides long. RefSeq names its product receptor protein kinase TMK1. The transcript has 2 exons. The coding region runs from base 382 to 3189 and encodes 935 amino acids. Lineage: Eukaryota; Viridiplantae; Streptophyta; Magnoliopsida; Malpighiales; Euphorbiaceae. Gene Ontology annotation, molecular function: ATP binding; protein kinase activity; protein binding. Gene Ontology annotation, biological process: protein phosphorylation. The record is from RefSeq and is a predicted model, not a curated record.